Messenger RNA from Alternaria alternata, 1056 nucleotides. RefSeq lists its product as hypothetical. Bases 207 to 833 code for a protein of 208 amino acids. Gene Ontology annotation, cellular component: mediator complex. Lineage: Eukaryota; Fungi; Ascomycota; Dothideomycetes; Pleosporales; Pleosporaceae. The record is from RefSeq and is a predicted model, not a curated record. The transcript has a single exon. Gene Ontology annotation, molecular function: transcription coregulator activity. Gene Ontology annotation, biological process: regulation of transcription by RNA polymerase II.
AAGAAGGCCGCGCGCAUGCAUGGCGGGCGGCCCUGAGCUUCCCCAGCUUCGACUCCAAGACACGCAACUCACGCCAAAUACAUGUCGCAUUACUUUUUGGCAAACCUACUCUUUGUCGCAGACAACCUCUCUUUAGCCUCAUAAACCAAUCAACCUCUCUGGCACUCUGGCCGCUAUCAUUGUCCACACCCUCCAGACAUCCCACCAUGUCCACCGAAGCCGAUCCACAAACCGCAAACGAGAUAGACCAGCAACAGGCCGGAACCACCAAAGCUUCUGAAGAGCCGAAAACAUAUCGUGAGGUCGCUGCUGAACACAUCGACACCCUCAACGAGAUCAACCACCAAAUACCCAAAUUGCUCAAAUAUUUCGCAACCGCCCUUAGCCAGCUCACCAACGACCCCAUCCCCUUCCAACAUGACGCUAUGGAGUGUACCCCUGGCACCCUAGAAGCGCGUAAAGAAGCUUUCCGAAUCAACGCUCUCUUCGUCGGUGCGUCCUGCGAAGUAAUACGAACAGAGUUGGUGAAGCAAAUCAACGCUCUGGAGCGGUACAAAGUCAUCCCAAAAAGCCAUCCCAAGUUCACCGUCACGCAGAGACAAGGGCAGGGGCAGAAAGGCAAGGAAAGUGAGACGGAAGUUGUGGACCCGGAGAAAGAAGUCAAGAACGGAGGCUAUGGGGAAUUUGACGUUGGCGUGCUGAACGCAAGGGCGAGCUCGGGACAGGUUGGGACCGAAGAUGUUUUGGAUCGAGCCAAGGCCAUACUAGAGGAGCUACAGAAACGAACUGGCGGUGCGGUAGGUGGAGAAGAAUACAUGGAUGUCGAUGGGUGAGAGUGCUAGGACGUAUUGAGUGAGAUGCGUCCAGCCGAGCCAAACAACCGAGCAGCAUGCACGCGAUGCACUGCAAGCGACGAUCCUAGGGUGAUGAUUCAUGUCCUGAACAACAGACCAUGUGCGUUCAGGGAUCUCAGGGAGUGUUGCCAAAGCGUUCAUCCGAACGGGCAGUGAGUACCUGGAAACUAAAGGGCGGUCACAACGACCAACACAGCCGAGC